Molecule: messenger RNA, 228 nt
Organism: Dibothriocephalus latus
Lineage: Eukaryota; Metazoa; Platyhelminthes; Cestoda; Diphyllobothriidea; Diphyllobothriidae
Source: the annotation of a GenBank genome assembly
AUGGCACUGCGUCUUACAGAGUCUUAUGACACGCUUCUGGUCAACUUCUACGCCGAUUGGUGUCGAUUCAGCCAGCUUCUGGCGCCUAUAUUUGAGGAUGCAGGUUCUCAGGCCGCCGUAAAAUUUCCGACCGGUUCAGUAGCUCUUGCCAAGGUUGACUGUGAGACCGAAGCGAUGCUCUUGUCCGCCGUUCAUGUGGUCAACCGCAGUUGCAUCGCCUUCGAAUAG